Messenger RNA from Trichoplax adhaerens, 478 nucleotides. RefSeq lists its product as hypothetical. The record is from RefSeq and is a predicted model, not a curated record. NCBI's taxonomy places the organism in Eukaryota, Metazoa, Placozoa, Uniplacotomia, Trichoplacea, Trichoplacidae. The annotation marks the transcript as partial. Gene Ontology annotation, molecular function: calcium ion binding. The transcript has 3 exons.
GUUUGUAUUCAAUUUCUUAAAAAAUUUACUGAAACUUUAACGCCGUCUGUCAAAGAAAAUGUAAGUCUUAUUGAGAAAGAGUUCAUAAAGACUUGUGGAAAGGCAUCUGGCAAAGAUAAUCGAUUCUGUUAUUAUUUGGGCGGUACGAGUGACGCAGCUACAAAGAUCUUGAAUGAAAUAACCAAACCUAUUAGCUACAGCAUACCUACGGAGAAAAUAUGUGAAAAGCUUAAGAAAAAAGAUACGCAAAUUUGUGAAUUGAAAUACGAUAAAAAGAUCGAUUUGAAGAAUGUUAAUUUGAAGAAACUGAGAGUUAAAGAUCUAAAGAAAAUCUUGAAUAACUGGGAUGAAGAUUGCAAAGGAUGUGUAGAAAAGACGGACUUUAUCAAGAAAAUCGAAGAUUUGAAGAGAAAGCAUGUAGAAUUAUGAUAGCAUAAGAACAAUAUUAUCUAAUAAAGUCCCACGGAGACCAUUUGAU